GUUAAUUCUCGAUUGAAAGAUUAAUGAUUUCGAAACAAAAAAAUUUCCUAAAAAUUUCAAUAUGGGAAACGGUCCAAGUCAUACAAACAAAUGCCUGUUUAAUUCUAAACGAUCGGGAAAUUCUAGAAAAAUUAAUAUAAAAAGAAAUAUGGUUAAAACCGAGCCCAUUCAUAUACCUUGUGCAUUAAGAACCAAGAAUGAAUUUUCGCCUUGUAAUAAUUCCUCUAAAGGAUCACCAUUUUCUGAAGAGAAUUAUUUUUGUAGUCCUGUUAGAUAUAAAACCGCUUCGCAAAGGAUUCUACAACGUUUUGUACGAUUUAGUCCAUCAAAAUUAGAAGAAGAUAAGAGAAAUAAAGAAGAAGAAUUAAGACAUCGAUGCUGCACUUUAACACCGUGUAUGACGAUCAGUGAAUCAUCGUUGCCCAUUGUAUUCAGAUGGUGCCAAGGAGGAAACAGAGUAUUUGUUGCUUGCUCUUUUAAUGAAUGGAAACUUGUAGAAAUGGCGAAAAG
Centruroides sculpturatus (bark scorpion) is the source of this 510-nucleotide messenger RNA. RefSeq lists its product as uncharacterized. The record is from RefSeq and is a predicted model, not a curated record. Lineage: Eukaryota; Metazoa; Arthropoda; Arachnida; Scorpiones; Buthidae. The annotation marks the transcript as partial. The transcript is spliced from 3 exons.